GAAAUCUCUUUAAAUGGUGCGCCGCUCAGCCAGGAGAGCUCAGUUCGAGUUGAGAUCUUGCAGCGCACACACAGCUCCAGCUCCGGCCCCGUCCAUUCCCAGAAAAAGUGUUCCCAACCAAAAAGUGCUCCCGUGAACCAGAGAGAGAGAGAGAGAGAUUCCUACUCCACCACAAUCGCAUCGCAUUGAAAUGUCGACUAUUAACCUGCAUCCCCCGCAAACGUACUCGCGCCUGUUCCGUCCCUGGGAUACGCAGAGGCAGGCGCCCGCUCCACCGGCCAGGACGGUGAAGAACGAGCCCGAAACGGUCAACAUCAAAACGGAGCUGCCCAGCAGCAGUUUCGGCCACGACAGCGACCGCGACUCCUCUUCCUCGUCAAACAGCAGCAGCAGCAGCAGUAGCAGCAAGUCCAGCUACGAUGAUGGAUACACCCGCACCUCCACCCCCCUGCUGGAUGUGACGCCACAGCCCGUCUUCCCACAUCCCUCGUGCUCCUCCUCAGCCUCCCCGACAGUGACGCCAGCCCAGCAGAUGUCGCCGCAGCAGUCCCCCUUCAUGCCCGCCGCCAGCGAUCUGUACUACGCGGCUGCCGCAGCUGCAGCCGCUGCCGCUGCCAGCACUCCCGCCGGUGCCGCUGCUGCCGGCUUCGGCAUGGAUCCGUUCACGCUAGGUCUGAUGGAGCAGGAGUACGCCCGCGUAAUGGCCGAGGACGCCCAACUAAAGGCCCUGAACGCCCGCAAGCAGCGCCCAAAGAAGUUCAAGUGCCCGCACUGCGACGUGGCCUUCUCCAACAACGGCCAGCUCAAGGGACACAUUCGCAUCCAUACCGGCGAACGCCCCUUCAAGUGCGACGUAGACACCUGCGGAAAGACCUUCACUCGCAACGAGGAGUUGACGCGCCACAAACGUAUCCACACUGGACUGCGUCCGUAUCCGUGUAGCGCAUGCGGAAAGAAGUUCGGUCGCCGGGACCACCUGAAGAAGCACAUGAAGACGCAUAUGCCGCAGGAACGCCAGCUGGGUCCGGCCAUCUUUGUGCCAAUGUAUCCAUAUCUCUAUGGCUACUGAAUAGACGGAUGGAGAUCCGAUCCGAACCUCGCUCCAGCGAUCUGUGAAGCGCUUGCACGCUUUAAAAACGCUACAAGGCCCAUACGCAUACGCACAUAGCCACCGAUACCGAUGCCAACGACAACGACAACGACAGCGACAAAAACAACGAUAAACAUAUACAUAGAUAACCAAUAACUCAAUGCCGGCCAAUACUCAAUUUCCAUCUUGGAUAGAUCUACCUCAGCCGUACCUGGCGCAAUCUAGCGCACUCACUAACCGCUAACAGACUCAGAGCCUCGGAGCCGAAACCCUCCGAGAGAGAGAGAGAGAGAGAACCCGAUGCCAUCGACGAUAUAUGCAAAUAUUGAGAUAUUUAUUUUUUAACUCAUAUUUACACAACCAGCUACGUGACGAGUUUGGAGCGUAGCGUACGGAAAGAAAACCCAGCAUUUGUGUAAAUACCUCCUUAAGUGAUCCUUCCUCAUAUGCUAAGCGAUUAAGAGAUUAAAGAGAUAGAUAGAUAGAUAGAUAGAUAUACCUGUAUACACACAAUCUUUAUUAGAGCUAAGCAUAUUUUUCACAUUUUUAUAUGCUGAAUACGGUUACUAGCAAUAUACGAUUUAUACCUACCUAGAUAUAGAGUCAUAGUUAAAUAUUCAGAGUUGCAUUAUACGAUUUAUGUUUACACCAUGAAAUACAAAUUUUGAAAAUCACAA
Molecule: messenger RNA, 1767 nt
Organism: Drosophila miranda
Lineage: Eukaryota; Metazoa; Arthropoda; Insecta; Diptera; Drosophilidae
Gene: hkb
Product: Krueppel-like factor 16
Exons: 2
Coding region: 191-1069 (292 amino acids)
Biological process (GO): regulation of transcription by RNA polymerase II
Molecular function (GO): RNA polymerase II cis-regulatory region sequence-specific DNA binding; DNA-binding transcription factor activity, RNA polymerase II-specific
Source: RefSeq, a predicted model, not a curated record